Molecule: messenger RNA, 3474 nt
Organism: Lottia gigantea (owl limpet)
Lineage: Eukaryota; Metazoa; Mollusca; Gastropoda; Lottiidae
Exons: 22
Coding region: 1-3474 (1157 amino acids)
Biological process (GO): ribosome biogenesis; endonucleolytic cleavage of tricistronic rRNA transcript (SSU-rRNA, 5.8S rRNA, LSU-rRNA); maturation of SSU-rRNA from tricistronic rRNA transcript (SSU-rRNA, 5.8S rRNA, LSU-rRNA)
Cellular component (GO): 90S preribosome; nucleus
Molecular function (GO): GTPase activity; GTP binding; U3 snoRNA binding
Source: RefSeq, a predicted model, not a curated record
AUGGAAGGAGAAAGGACUGAAAAUAAGACCUACAGACCUAGAGCAGCUGGAGUCAAAGCACGCAAAAAGAAAGCCAAGAAGGGAGGGGAAAAGGAUGAGGAUUUGACACCACGGCAAAGAAAUCCUAAAGCUUUUGCAAUUCAAUCUAUAAGAAAAACAGAGAAGACAGUCAGAAGGACUUUAGAUUUAAAAGUGAAGAAACAGCACAUACCAUUUGUUGAUAGAACGCCUGUUGAACCUCCGCCUAUAAUAGUUGCUAUAGUUGGACCCCCUAAAGUAGGAAAGACAACUCUUUUGAAAUGUUUGGUAAAAAAUUAUACUAGACAGAAACUCUCUAAUGUGAAUGGACCUAUAACAGUUGUAGCAGGUAAACAAAGAAGAAUAACAUUUCUAGAAUGUUCCAAUGAUAUAAAUUGUAUGAUAGAUAUUGGAAAGAUAGCUGAUCUUGUUUUGUUAAUGGUGGAUGCGAGUUUUGGAUUUGAAAUGGAGCAGUUUGAGUUUUUAAAUAUUUGUCAAGUUCAUGGUUUCCCCAGAAUUAUGGGUGUUUUAACGCAUUUAGAUACAUUUCAAGAAAAUAAAAGAAUGAGAAAGACAAAGAAAAUGUUGAAGAAUCGAUUCUGGACUGAAAUAUAUCAGGGUGCCAAGUUAUUUUAUCUAUCAGGAAUGGUGUAUGAAGAGUAUCAGAGAACUGAAAUACAUAAUUUAUGCCGCUUUAUAUCUGUGAUGAAAUUUCGACCAUUACAGUGGAGAAUGAAUCAUCCUUACAUACUUGCUGACAGAAUGGAAGAUAUAACUAAUGGUGAAUCAAUACGUCAGAAUGGUAAAUGUGAUAGAAAAGUCUGUCUUUAUGGUUAUAUUAGAGGUACACAUUUAAAAAACAAACAGACCAUACAUAUACCAGGUUGUGGUGAUUUUGAUAUCAAUGAUAUACAGUUAAUACCUGAUCCCUGUCCAACACCAGAUAAGAUUAAAAAACGCUCUUUAAAUGAGAAGGAGAGAAUGGUGUAUGCUCCAAUGGCUGGUGUUGGUGGAAUUGUGUAUGAUAAAGAUGCUGUUUACAUUGAUAUUGGUGGACGCCAUUCAUAUAAUCUUACUGAGGAUAGUAGACCCAGUAAUGAGUUAGUAGGUAAUUUAAUGGAGACCAGUAAUCCUAUAGAUGAGAAGAUGUCUAGCAGUAAAAUGACAUUAUUUACUGGAACUGAACCAAUUACUGCUAGCAAGGCUGAUGAUUUAAUGUUAGCAGAAGAUGAUGAUGAGGAUGAUGAUGAUGAAGAAGACAGUAAUGAAGAUGAUGAUGAAGUUGAAAAUGAAGAAGAAGAAGAUGAAGCUCCGCCAUUAAAGAAGAACAAGCUUGGGAAAUGUACUGAUGAAAGUGAAGAGUUUGCAUUUGCAGACAGUGAUGAUGAUUUAGAGAAAGAAGUUGUCAAGAAAUCAUUAAAACAAUCCAGAAAGAUUGAGCAUGAUCAUGAUAGUGACGAUGACAGUGAGGACGGUUCUAAUUUUGACCAAUCAGAAGGAGAAUCUGAUCAAGACAUCCAAUCAAAUGAAGCAGAAGUUGAUGAUGUUAAAGACGAUGAUGAAGGUGGUGGAAUGGGUUUACAAUGGAAAAAUGACAUGGUAGAGAAAGCUGCAGCGUCUUUUAAAGCUAGACAAAAAGGAAAAAUAGAUUACAGAAAAAUUGUGUAUGGUACAGAUAUUAAGGAAGAAGAAUAUAAAGAAGAAAAAGAAGAUGAAUUAGGAGGAUUAUUUAAAGUUUUGAAACAGAAAAAUAUUGACAAUAAAAAUGAUAGAUAUUCAAUCAAUAAAACAGACUGUUCUAAAUUCUUCCCUGAAAAUCCACAAGAUUGGAGUUUAGAUGAAGUUAUAGCUAGUAUUAAAGACUGUUUUAUAACUGGACAGUGGUCAAAAGAUAAAGAUGCUAAAGCCAGAUUAGAUUUAGAUGAUGAGUUGUAUGGAGAUUUUGAAGAUCUAGAAACUGGAGAGAAGUUUACUGCUGAAGGAGAAGAAGAGGAGGAGCAAGAAGAAGAACAAGAGGAUGGUGACAAUGACAGUGGAGAUAAUAAUGAUGAUAAAGACUCCACUAAACCAGAUAAUGAAAAAAAGAAGACUAAAGCAGAAAUGACAGCCAAUGAAAGAAGACAGAUUCGUAAAGAACGACAGAAAGAGGCAUUUGAUGAACAGUAUGAUUUAAAAGAUGAGUCAGCAUUUUAUGAUGAGUGGAAGGCAGAUUUAGAAAAACAGGCAAAGUUAAAUCGGGCAGAGUUUGAUUCAAUGCCUGAUGAAUUGAGAAUACAAUAUGAAGGACAUAGACCAGGAAUGUAUGUAAGAGUGGAGAUCAAUGAUAUGCCAUGUGAAUUUGUGACAAACUUUGAUCCUAUAUAUCCAGUCAUAUUAGGUGGUUUACAGAAUGUAGAAGGAAAUGUGGGAUUUGUUCAGGCUCGUUUUAAGAAACACAGAUGGUAUAAAAAGAUAUUGAAAACACGUAAUCCAGUCAUUAUCUCACUAGGAUGGAGGAGAUUCCAGACAAUGCCAUUAUAUUCUGUACAGGAUCAUAACUUCAGACAGCGAUUACUCAAAUAUACUCCUGAACAUCUACAUUGUCAUGCUGCUUUCUAUGGUCCUAUAACACCACAAGGGACAGGGUUAUUAGCUGUAGAAAGUGUUGCUGGUAGAGAGCCUGGGUUUAGGAUAGCUGCAACUGGAGUUGUAUUAGAACUAGAUAAAUCUUUACAAAUAGUAAAAAAACUCAAAUUGACUGGUGUUCCAUGUAAGAUUUAUAAAAAGACAGCUUUUAUCAAGGGAAUGUUUAGUUCAGCAUUAGAAGUGGCUAAAUUUGAAGGUGCUAGUUUACGUACAGUCAGUGGGUUGAGAGGACAGAUUAAGAAAGCCUUACGUACGCCUGAAGGUGCUUUUAGAGCAACAUUUGAAGAUAAAAUACUGAAAAGUGAUAUAAUAUUUGUAAGAACAUGGUGUCCAGUGGAGGUACCUGAGUUUUAUAAUCCUGUAACAUCGCUGUUAUUACCACCAAAUCAACGUAAAUCAUGGGUAGGAAUGAGAACCUUGGCUCAGCUCAGACGAGAUAAAGGUGUAAGAUUACAACAGAAUCCAGAUUCAUUGUACAAGCCUGUUGUACGUAAAAACAAGAUAUUUAAACCAUUAGUAAUACCACGAGGUUUAAAAGCUCAGUUACCUUUUAAAGCAGUACCUAGUGAAUUAUUGAAGAAGAAAGAAAGUGGUAUGAAGAGAAUAGCUGUUAUAAAGGAUAAGAGAGAGAAAAAGAUUGAUAAUAUGAUGUCUAUGAUGCAAUCCUUGUACUCUCAUAAAUUACAACAGAAAAAACUGACUUUAAAACAAGCAGCAGAGAAACGUAAAAAACAGAUAAAGAAAGAUGACAAGAAACGUGAACAGAGACAGAAAGAAUUGAAAAAGGAAAUAUUUAAACAUAUUGGACGCAAUGAAAAGAAAAAAUUCUAA